Molecule: messenger RNA, 1413 nt
Organism: Pantherophis guttatus
Lineage: Eukaryota; Metazoa; Chordata; Lepidosauria; Squamata; Colubridae
Gene: GGCT
Product: gamma-glutamylcyclotransferase
Molecular function (GO): gamma-glutamylcyclotransferase activity
Source: RefSeq, a predicted model, not a curated record
CUGUGGCAUCAGGGGAGUACUGGAACAAAUACAACUGUGGUACAACACAGCUUCAUUUUGGAUCUGGAAAUUUACCCCCACAGGAAGCCGACUGUGGAUUAACCCGCCAGGAGUCUCCUGGGACGCUGAGCCCAGGUGAAAAAAGCUGAAGUGCCACCUCCCACAUCGUCUGGAACUGUCAAGUGCUACAGAUGUGGCCAACAUGGGCACCGGGCUGCAGAAUGCUUGGCCCUGGCCCCAGUUCCCCGAACUCGACCUCCAGCCAUGACUGCAACAUGGAGGACCCUGCGGAAGCUGCCCAACAAAGGACAAUUCACUAGACAGGCUAUGGAAGUUCCGCUCCUCCAAAAUGAACUCCAACCAGCGAAACUCCUCCAGUCCCCAUAGGGGAAAGCAGCAGUGAUGACAACCCAAUGGUCAAAGCAAUCAUCUGGCUUCUCUUCUCUCCAAGUUUCAAAAGAUGGAAGCCUUUAUCAACCGUACUGGACCAGGUGGAGAUUUGGAACUGCAAAACUGCGGAAGUGAACAUUUCCUCUAUUUUGCCUAUGGUAGUAACUUGUUGCGGGAAAGAAUAAUGUUAAGAAACCCUUCUGUGGUUUUCCUUACCAUAGCACAACUACUGGAUUAUAAACUUGCUUUUGGCUCUCAUCAAGGGAAACCAAGUCUUCAGUGGAAAGGAGGUACAGCUACUAUUGUCUAUAGCCCUGGUGAAGAAGUAUGGGGGAUAAUAUGGAAAAUGAAUACUAGCGAUUUAUAUUCUCUGGAUAGACAAGAAGGAGUAGAAAAUGGCAUUUAUAUUCCAAUUGAAGUAACAAUUCAGACUCAGGAUGAGAAAAUAGUUAAAUGUCGUAGUUAUCAGAUGAAUGACUAUGUCCUUGAUCUUCCUUCUCCACAAUAUAAGAAGGUCAUCUGUUUGGGUGCAAAACAGAAUGAAUUGCCAGUGGAUUAUCAAAAGAAAUUAAAUUCUAUAGAGACUAACAACUCUGCAGGACCUGUACCAAUGUUUGAGGAAAUUGAAGCUGCUCUCAAUUCAUCAGGGAAACAAAAUAAUGAAGAUCAAUUUUAGUAUAAUUUGCUUUUACUGUCUUGGCAUCUUGUGUGUCUAUUUCUCUUAUAUUACAAUAGCUUAGAUAUAAUUCAGGGGUGUCAAACUCACGACCUACAGGCCACAUGCGUCACACGCUAGCCAUGCCCAUGCCCGGUUUAGUGAAGGGAAAGAGUCAUGAUACGUCACGUGACAACUCUGUGGCGAUGCAAGUUUGACACCCCUGAUAUAAUUAAUAUCAAAAUAACGGGAGGAUACUAUAUACAUAUACACCAUAAGGUAUAAGAUGAUAUUUGAUUAUUGCUUUCCUUUAUCUUUUUCUGUUUCUGUUUUUCUGCAAUAAAUUGAGACUAGGAAUGAUUUCCAAA